AUGGAAGAAACCAAAUAUACAAUUGUUGUUUACCAUAAUGACAAUGAACAGAUUAUACUUGCAGGGUGUGAUGAUAAAUAUUUAGUAUAUUUAUCACAAUUUAGAGAAAAAUGUAGUAGUUUUUAUAAAAAUAAUUGUGCGCACAUAUGCAAUGAACGUAAUGAAUUAAAAAAAUAUAUAUUCAAAAUAAAAAGUAAGUGUCCUACGCAAAUUUCUUCCUAUUCUAAUCUGCAUGUAAAAAAUGAGGGAAAGGAUUUCUAUGAAGGAUGUACUAGUGAAUGUAAAUACAGUAAAAACACUCAAUGUUAUAAUGAAGGAUAUGUUGUGCUAAAAUCAGGCGAAGAACUAUUAUGUGAAGGAAACAACCUUAGUAAAGAAGAAACAGUUACAAAAGUUGAAAAGUCUAAGUUACAAUCAAUAUUGGAUUCACAGUUUUCGGAACCCCGAAGUUCAAAAAGUGAUAAUCACGAAAAACCAGAUGAAAAGCCUACUGCCGUGAUUGAAUUCAAAUCAGAAUAA
Messenger RNA from Plasmodium gonderi, 519 nucleotides. RefSeq lists its product as hypothetical. NCBI's taxonomy places the organism in Eukaryota, Apicomplexa, Aconoidasida, Haemosporida, Plasmodiidae. The record is from RefSeq and is a predicted model, not a curated record. Bases 1 to 519 code for a protein of 172 amino acids. The transcript has a single exon.